This is a messenger RNA of Salmo salar (Atlantic salmon), 1826 nucleotides long. Its product is annotated as olfactory receptor 10G4-like. Gene Ontology annotation, biological process: G protein-coupled receptor signaling pathway. Lineage: Eukaryota; Metazoa; Chordata; Actinopteri; Salmoniformes; Salmonidae. Gene Ontology annotation, cellular component: membrane. The record is from RefSeq and is a predicted model, not a curated record. Gene Ontology annotation, molecular function: G protein-coupled receptor activity; olfactory receptor activity.
GCUUCAAUGGAGGGCUUUGAUUGUGCGACUUGUGUCACCACUUGUUAGUGUCUUAGUUUAACUAUAGAGUUGUUGUCUUUAUAUAUCAUCUUUAUGUCUUUCUAGGCUGAUGCUUGUGUAGGAUGUCUUCAGUGAAUUUCACGGGGAAGAAUGUGGAGGAGUUUACCAUCACAGGCUUCGACCACCUCUCUCACCAGAAGCUCCUGGGCUUCCUCAUCUUCAUCACCUAUUUCCUUGUGCUUCUGGGAAGCGGCACCAACAUCUGCAUCAUCGUGACGGACAGACGGCUGCACACGCCCAUGUACCUCCUUAUCUGUAACCUGGCCGUGGUGGACAUCAUGUUCACCACCAGCAGCAGCCCCACCAUGAUCUCUGUCCUGCUGGCUGAGGUCAAAACCAUCUCCUACUACUCCUGCAUAUCAAGCAUGUACAUCUACCACCUGGGUGACAUCACAGGGUGUCUGGCCCUGUCCCUGAUGGCUUUGGACCGAACCAUCGCUAUCAGCACCCCUCUUAGGUACCACAGCAUCCUGACUAACACACGAAUAUUUGUGUUAAUCAUAGUUUCCUGGUUCAUAGGUAUAAUGUGCUUAGGAAUUGAGCUUGCUUGGACAGACUUUGACAGCCUUCCAUACUGCCAGUCAAUCAUUAGGUACGUCUUUUGUGAUUACCCAGCUUUAAUCAGGGCUGCCUGUGUCAACCCUGAACCUUACUUCCUGAUUCCCACCAUUCUGGCUCUAUGGCUCCUCGCGGGCCAGUUUCCCUUAAUUCUACUGUCAUACGUUAAAAUCAUCUACACACUCCUGAGACUGCCAAACAGUGAGAGCAGAGCGCAGGGGUUUAAUACCUGUAUUUGUCACAUUAUUGUGGUGUCCUGUUACUACGCUCCCAAGUUAGUCUCUGUGUUGUUGACGAGGAUAGGGCUGAGGCUGAAUCUGACAGAGCGUAAUGCUUUACUGAUUAUAGCCACGCUGUUACCUUCUCUGAUCAACCCUACAGUCUACUGUCUGAAGACCAAGGAGAUUAGAAAGAGAUGGGUUCAAAUACUGUCUAGAAAAAAAAGAACUGUAUCAAUAAAAUGUCAGAAAGGGUGAGUUAUUUAUUAUUAUACAUUUUGGGAUACACAUAAUAAUAUACAGAUGUGACUUGAAUGACAUGUUUUAUCAAAUCUCAAAUGCAAAACGAAUGUAUAGAGUCAGGUAUGAACAGGCAUGAACCCCUCACUAACAUAUAUGAAAGUGCACUCUUCUUAAAUAUCAACUAAUUAAAAAAACAAGAAAAAAGGUCAAACAGUUAUCGCAUGGUUUGAUAAUUGUGCAUGAAAUCAAUUGCAACAAUAUUGUCAAAUUAAUUUUAAGGGAUAUUAAUUAUUAAAAGGUAAAUUAGGGAGUGCUUACAUUUGUCCUGUUUCACACAUGUACAAGUGUGUAACUUGUGUUUGGUGAAAUAGAAAUGUGUUUUAAGCAUAUCCCACUCCCCCUGGGACAGAGUGGGGUCACGGCAUGGGAUCAUUAUGGUCGAUCAAACAUAUCAAAUCAGUGUUUAAUGGUUGCGUACACAGUUUAGCAGACACUACAGUCUAGCAGACGCUACAGUCUAGCAGAUGUUACAGUUUAGCAGACGUUACAGGUUAGCAGAUGAACAAUGCCUGUCCUUCAGCACAUCUACAGCACCCGGUGUCAAAGGAAGGCCAAGAAGAUCAUCAAGGACCUCGGAGCCACCCGAGUCACAGCCUGUUCACCCUGUUACCAUCUAGCAGGCGGAGACAAUGCAGGUGUAUCAAAGCUGGGACAGAGAGAAUGAAAAACAUCUCCAUUCCAUCAGAC